AGUUACUAGAUCGACAAAAAACCCAACCAUCGCGAUGUCGUCGAAUUAAUUGAGGGAGAAUCAAGUGAGUCGCUGGCUUCAGUAGACAUCAUCUGCUCGCAGAGUGAAGUUCAAUUUAAACUAGGAAUAAAUAAAAAAAAGAACGCUUAACUCACCAUGGCUGCCUCGUGCACCGGAAUAAUUUUGACGCUCCUCGUCGUGAUAAGUCUGCAAGAGUUGCUGUCACUUCCAGCACCAGCCAUCGAGAAUGCCGCGUACACUAGCGUGGAUUUAUUCGCUGAUGAAUCAGCGCCAGCACAAGUGGCUGUGUUAGCACCAUUCGUCAAACGCCAUCGUCGUCACGAUGACGAUGACUGGGAUGAGGAACCCCAUUGCAAUCACAGACACAGAGGACACAGAAGACAUGGUCAUUGGCAUGGACAUGGACCGGGGCGAAGAGAUGAUCCUGGGUUCGGUCAUGGACCAGGACCUGGCUUUGGUCCACCACCGGGACCUGGCUUUGGACCACCACCUGGACAUGGCUUUGGUCCAGGACCUGGUCGUGGAUUUGGCCCAGGAUAUGGUCAUGGUCCAGGACAUGGACACGGACCUGGCCAUUGGCAUGGUGAAGGUCAGCACAACUUUGGUUAUCCACCCCCACCACCUGACUUAUUCUUUCUGGAUCGCCCAUUCCCGGAUGAUCAAGCUUUCUUUCAACCCUAUCCUAAUGACCUUACUAAUGAUGGUAGCCAAAGCUCAGAGGAACUACUAAAUGUCAGCAGUCCAGCUCCGCCUGAAGAAGCAACCACACAGCCAACGCCAUCAACAUCAAGCAGCAUCCCUAUUGUGACUACAACAGAGGACUCCACGCUUGGCAUUGAUUUACGUAUUGGCAGUGAUUAGUUCUAAGUUCCAACCUCAUGUUCAUAAAGUGCAUUAAAAGGCGUUACAUUAAGUCCAA
This is a messenger RNA of Drosophila sulfurigaster albostrigata, 940 nucleotides long. Its product is annotated as kininogen-1. The record is from RefSeq and is a predicted model, not a curated record. The transcript is spliced from 4 exons. The coding region runs from base 157 to 882 and encodes 241 amino acids. Lineage: Eukaryota; Metazoa; Arthropoda; Insecta; Diptera; Drosophilidae.